CGCGGCGUCGGGCCCAUGCAGGACGCGGAGAACGUGGCGCUGCCGGAGGCGGCCGAGGAGCGGGCCGAGCCCGGGCAGCAGCAGCAGCCGGGGGCGGAGCCGCCGCCCGAGGAGGAGCCGCCGCGGCCCGCGGGGGCCGAGGACGCCGCCGCGGAAGCGGCCGCGGAGGCCGGGCCGGAGCCCGACGUGAGGGCCGAGCCGGCCGAGGCGCAGGAGGCCGUGUCCAGCCCGGCCGAGCCCCCCGCCGCGCUCCCCGCCGAGCAGGCCCGCGACGAGCCGGCCCCGGCGUCCGAGGCGGAGGGCAGCGCGGCCGAGGCCGAGCCGCGGGCGGUGGAGAACGGCGACGCGGACGAGCCGUCGUUCAGCGACCCCGAGGACUUCGUGGACGACGUGAGCGAGGAAGAGUUGCUGGGAGACGUGCUCAAAGACCGGCCCCAGGAGGCGGACGGGAUCGACUCGGUGAUCGUGGUGGACAAUGUCCCUCAGGUGGGGCCCGACCGGCUGGACAAACUCAAAAAUGUCAUCCACAAGAUCUUUUCCAAGUUUGGGAAAAUCACAAAUGACUAUUACCCAGAAGAGGAUGGGAAGACGAAAGGGUACAUCUUCCUGGAGUACGCCUCUCCUGCCCACGCCGUGGACGCUGUGAAAAACGCCGACGGCUACAAGCUCGACAAGCAGCACACGUUCAGGGUCAACCUCUUCACCGACUUUGACAAGUACAUGACGAUCAGCGACGAGUGGGACAUUCCAGAGAAGCAGCCUUUCAAAGACCUGGGGAAUUUACGUUACUGGCUCGAGGAGGCGGAAUGCAGAGACCAGUACAGCGUGAUUUUCGAGAGCGGGGACCGCACUUCCAUCUUCUGGAACGACGUGAAGGACCCGGUCUCCAUCGAGGAAAGAGCGAGAUGGACGGAGACGUAUGUGCGUUGGUCGCCUAAGGGCACCUACCUGGCUACCUUCCAUCAGCGCGGCAUUGCCCUGUGGGGUGGAGAGAAGUUCAAGCAGAUCCAGAGGUUCAGCCACCAGGGGGUCCAGCUUAUUGACUUCUCACCUUGCGAGAGGUACCUGGUGACCUUUAGCCCCCUGAUGGACACGCAGGAUGACCCCCAGGCCAUCAUCAUCUGGGACAUCCUCACCGGGCACAAGAAGAGGGGCUUUCACUGUGAGAGCUCCGCCCACUGGCCUAUUUUUAAGUGGAGCCAUGAUGGUAAAUUCUUCGCCAGGAUGACCCUGGACACCCUCAGUAUCUACGAAACCCCCUCCAUGGGUCUUCUGGAUAAGAAGAGCUUGAAGAUCUCUGGAAUAAAAGACUUCUCUUGGUCCCCCGGCGGCAACAUCAUCGCCUUCUGGGUGCCUGAAGACAAAGACAUUCCCGCCAGGGUGACCCUGAUGCAGCUGCCGAGCAGACAGGAGAUCCGCGUGCGGAACCUCUUCAACGUCGUGGACUGCAAGCUGCACUGGCAGAAGAACGGAGACUAUCUGUGUGUUAAAGUAGACAGGACUCCAAAAGGCACCCAGGGUGUUGUCACAAAUUUUGAAAUAUUUCGGAUGAGGGAAAAACAGGUGCCUGUGGAUGUGGUCGAAAUGAAAGAGACCAUCAUCGCUUUUGCCUGGGAGCCCAAUGGGAGCAAGUUCGCCGUGCUGCACGGGGAGGCGCCGCGCAUCUCCGUCUCUUUCUACCAUGUCAAGAGCAACGGGAAGAUCGAGCUCAGCAAGAUGUUUGACAAGCAGCAGGCGAACACCAUCUUCUGGAGCCCCCAAGGACAGUUUGUGGUGCUGGCCGGCCUGCGGAGCAUGAAUGGUGCCUUAGCGUUCGUCGACACCUCAGACUGCACGGUCAUGAACAUCGCCGAGCACUACAUGGCCUCCGACGUGGAGUGGGAUCCGACCGGGCGCUACGUGGUCACCUCUGUGUCCUGGUGGAGCCACAAGGUGGACAAUGCUUACUGGCUGUGGACCUUCCAAGGACGCCUCCUGCAGAAGAACAACAAGGACCGCUUCUGCCAGCUGCUCUGGAGGCCGCGGCCCCCGACGCUCCUGAGCCAGGAGCAGAUAAAGCAAAUUAAAAAGGAUCUGAAGAAAUACUCAAAGAUCUUUGAGCAGAAGGACCGCCUGAGCCAAUCCAAAGCUUCCAAGGAAUUGGUGGAGAGGAGGAGAGCCAUGAUGGAAGACUUCAGAAAGUACCGGAAAGCGGCCCAAGAGCUCUACGUGGGACAGAAGAACGAGCGUCUGGAGUUGAGAGGAGGUGUGGACACUGACGAGCUGGACAGCAACGUGGACGACUGGGAGGAGGAGACCAUCGAGUUCUUUGUCACUGAGGAAAUCAUCCCUCUGGGGAGUCAGGAGUGAGCCGAGUGGCAGUGUUGUCACCGUCUGGCCCAGGACAGAGGUCGCCUCCUGCGGAACUCUGCGCGACCCCUGCAGCGCGGCCUGUGCUCCCUCCGGACCGUGACUGCCCCGGACUCCCCGGUCCACACGCUCUGUGCCUUCAGACCCCUGGGUCUCGAGUGGGGGAGGCUGAGAGGCACCACUUGUCCCUCGCUGUGGGGCUUCUCUUCUCCAUGCCUCCGACAUCUGCUGCUUAGCCUGGAGGUGGCGUUUGCAGGGUGUGCCAUCCACAGCGAGUGACGCUUCUGCUCAAGGACUCCUGUCCUGUGCGAGGGCCAGCGUGGAGACCAGCGAGGGAGCCGUGCGCUGGGCCUGUCCCCACCAUCAGGUUGGGGCAGGUUCUCAGCAGGUUGAACGUGGAAAUAAAAGCAAACCUGUAUGGCAAAA
Lepus europaeus (European hare) is the source of this 2775-nucleotide messenger RNA. It is a transcript of the gene EIF3B, whose product is annotated as eukaryotic translation initiation factor 3 subunit B. The record is from RefSeq and is a predicted model, not a curated record. Bases 16 to 2349 code for a protein of 777 amino acids. The transcript is spliced from 19 exons. Gene Ontology annotation, cellular component: eukaryotic translation initiation factor 3 complex. NCBI's taxonomy places the organism in Eukaryota, Metazoa, Chordata, Mammalia, Lagomorpha, Leporidae. Gene Ontology annotation, biological process: translational initiation. Gene Ontology annotation, molecular function: translation initiation factor activity; translation initiation factor binding; RNA binding.